CAACACCAUCCGUGUCCUUGCGGUAAGCUCCCCUCUCUUUGCUUUGCUUUACUUUGCUCUCUUUUCUCUUGAGCUCUGCGCAGCUGAAUUGGCUUUUACCCCGCCACGGCUGCCCCGCCAUUUUACCAUGAGAGAUGAGACACGAGACGCGCAACAAUGUGAUGAGGACAGUAUUCUCAAGAGAACUCUGUUACCUGGUCUCAUGGCAGUUGCACUUGUAUUUGCUGUGUUCCAUUGAGCCCAGCAGCCUCUCAAUGCCCUCACUAUGAACCUCCAGGACAACAUGAGUACUAACGAGCUGUCAACAGGCCGAUGCGACCGCUCACAGCAACUCGGGACACCCUGGUGCUCCCAUGGGAAUGGCCCCAGUUGCUCACGUCCUGUUCAACAAGUUCCUCAACUUCAACCCCAAGAACCCCGACUGGUUGAACCGUGACCGCUUCGUCCUCUCCAACGGACACGGCUGCAUGCUUCAGUAUGCUCUCCUCCACCUUUUCGGCUACGAUCUCAGCAUCGAUGACUUGAAGGCUUUCCGAUCCGUUGACAGCCGCACCCCCGGUCACCCCGAGGCUCACGACACUCCCGGUGUUGAGGUCACCACUGGUCCUCUCGGUCAGGGUAUCUCCAACGCUGUUGGUCUGGCCAUUGCCCAGGCUCACACGGGAGCCGUCUUCAACAAGGACGGUUUCCCUCUUGUCAACAACUACACUUACACUUUCCUCGGCGAUGGCUGCUUGAUGGAGGGUGUCUCCAGCGAGGCCUCCUCUUUGGCUGGUCACCUCCAACUCGGCAACCUCAUUGCCAUCUGGGACGACAACAAGAUCACCAUUGACGGUGACACCGCUGUGGCCUUUACUGAGGAUGUCCCUAAGCGAUACGAGGCCUACGGCUGGCACGUCGUCAAGGUCGACGACGGUGACCACGAUCUUGCCGGCAUCGAGGCUGCCAUCAAGGAGGCUCAAUCUGUCACUGACAAGCCUACCCUUAUUCAGCUCCGAACCACCAUUGGUUUCGGUUCCAAGAACCAGGGCACCCACGGUGUCCACGGCUCUCCCCUCAAGGCCGACGAUAUCAAGCAGCUCAAGGAGAAGUGGGGCUUCAACCCCGACGAGAGCUUCGCUGUUCCCCAGGAGGUCUAUGACUUCUACGGCAAGCGAUCUUCUGAGGGUGCCGCUCGCGAGCAGGAGUGGAAUCAGCUCUUUGCCAAGUACAAGGAGCAGUACCCCAAGGAGCACGCCGACCUCGUCCGCCGCAUGUCUGGCGAGCUUCCCGAGGGCUGGGAGAAGAGUCUCCCCGUCUACACCCCCUCCGACCCCGCCAUUGCCUCGCGAAAGCUCUCCGAGACCGUCCUCAGCAAGGUCGAGAGCGUCAUUCCCGAGCUCUUCGGUGGUUCCGCCGAUUUGACUGGCUCUAACCUGACCCGAUGGAAGGAGGCUGUCGACUUCCAGCCCAAGUCCACUGGCCUCGGUGACUAUUCUGGCCGAUAUGUCCGCUACGGUGUUCGUGAGCACGGCAUGGGUGCCAUCCUCAAUGGUCUCGCUGCGUACGGCACCAUCCUGCCCUACUCCGGUACCUUCUUGAACUUUGUCUCAUACGCUGCCGGUUCCGUCCGUCUAUCCGCUCUCUCUCGUGUUCGCACCAUCUGGGUUGCCACCCACGACUCUAUUGGUCUUGGUGAGGAUGGUCCUACUCACCAGCCUAUUGAGACUCUUGCCCACUUCCGCGCUCUCCCCAACUGCCUUGUCUGGCGACCUGCCGACGGUAACGAGACCAGCGGUGCUUACUACGUCUGCUUGACCGCCAAGCACUCCCCAAGCAUCAUUGCUCUGUCUCGUCAGAACCUUCCUCAACUCGAGGGCUCUACUAUCGAGAAGGCCUCCAAGGGUGGUUAUGUCCUGCGUGAAGUCGAGGGUGCCGACAUCACCCUGGUUGCCACCGGUUCCGAGGUUUCCAUUGCUGUCGAUGCUGCCAAGUAUCUCCAGGAUAACAAAGGCAUCAAGGCCCGUAUCGUCUCCAUGCCCUGCUUCGAGGCUUUCGACCUGCAGGACAAGGAGUACCGCCUGUCCGUCCUUCCCGACGGUAUCCCUUCUCUGUCCAUUGAGGUCAUGAGCACCAUGGGCUGGGAGCGUUACACUCACGAGCAGUUCGGUAUCAACCGAUUCGGUGCUUCUGGUGCCUACAAGGAUGUCUACAAGAAGUUCGAGUUCACCCCUGAGGGCAUUGCUAAGCGCGCCGUCGCCACCAUCGACUUCUGGAAGGAUGUCCCCAACAUCCGAUCUCCCAUCAACCGUGCCUUCCAGCAGAUCAUCUAGAUCAAAGAUAAUAACGAGUAAAAAGAAACGAAGGAUAAGAAUAAAAACACCGGGAGGAUACCAGCCCGGACAGAAUGAUUAUACAAGUGACGACGAUGGACUUUGGAGCAAGGUUUUGUGGAUUUAUAGCAACUUAGACGUACUACAAGAUCAAAUUAAAUCUUUUAGAACAAAG
Molecule: messenger RNA, 2487 nt
Organism: Fusarium redolens
Lineage: Eukaryota; Fungi; Ascomycota; Sordariomycetes; Hypocreales; Nectriaceae
Product: Transketolase, thiamine diphosphate binding domain-containing protein
Exons: 5
Coding region: 354-2312 (652 amino acids)
Biological process (GO): pentose-phosphate shunt
Cellular component (GO): cytosol
Molecular function (GO): transketolase activity
Source: RefSeq, a predicted model, not a curated record